AGCUCUCCAAGUGAUCCAGACAAACCAGACCAACUCAGACAGAGGGACGACAUGGAUCCAAACACGACGAUUCUGCGAGUCAAGAGAAAAAGGGGGACCGAUCCCGCAGACGCUUUGUUGCUGGCGUGCAAACGUAUCCGUCCAGAGACGUCCCAGAGCUCAGGCGAAACGGUACCGGAGCCCAACGAAGCCGAGGUGGAAAACUCUGUCUUCAAACUCGUGGCGACCGUAGCGACACAGGAUGCUCCAGUUCAGACACACGUUAGACAGGCUUUGGCUCGGCCUCGCAUGGCCCACGCUCUGCGACCCUCUGCUGCCAGUUCACAACGGAUAAUUGGGGACCUACGGAGCACGAAGUUGAGCACCAGGAGGGAGGAACGCUACAGAAUACUCUCUAACCACCGCACAGGCCUGGCAAGCCCAGCUGAGCAGCAAAACCCCCAGACAGAUGCUUCUGAGGGCGUGGAGCAAACUGGGAAAGAGAAGGACAAAUGUUGGGCUGUCGGUGAAAUCCAGGUGGUUGAUCUCAUACAUGAGACUGUAGAGGAACAGGACAAGUCUGUUGGAAAGACACUGUCCUCAGACCCAGAAGUGAUCCUGUGUAACAACACCAAGCUGCUGCGGGAGCGUCUGAGCAUAUCUGGAGACAGACUGUCGGAGGAGCAGCAAGACACAGACUACGUCUACGAUGUGUACUACCAGGAAACUGUCGCAUCAGGUUGGAUCGAGGACAUCGUGUCUGUCAGGGUCUACGCCGAUGAGGGAGAACUGGUGCCUGACUGUGUGGUUCAUGAAGAGGAAGUGUAUGACGAUGAGGAUGAUGAAAAUGAGGAAGGUAACUGGAGGAAUGACUACCCUGAUGAGGACAGUGAUGCAGACAGUGACAGAGAGGAGCGCUAUGGUGGUUACUGGGAGGAGGAGCACUCGUACAGCCGGAGAAACUGGCAGCGCUACCAGAGGGAAGUGCUGCAUGAGCUGGGCUGCCGUGGGGAAGAUGAAGCGGAGGCGGCGGAUGAUGAUGAUGAUGCAGACAAAUAUUGUUCUGAUUGAGCUGUCCUUUAACCCACACCUGUCAGUGGAUCUUCCCCAUGCCCCCUUUACAUUAACCCCAUGCUCCAUAGACCUCUGUGUAGGUGAGAGUGGAGGACAACAAGACUGGCACAUAGAAACAGAAAAUAUGCCUGAAAUAUGUGCUUCAAGAAAUCCCACCGCAGCAGUGUAGCAAUUUAUGUGUAGCACUUAUCAGAUAUAAUGAGUGACUGAAAAAACAUCCUGUUCUUACAUCAACACCAGUGACGAUACCCUAAAUGUUAAAUGUCUUGAGUCACAAAGUUUAUCGACCACUAAUGGUUCAGAAAGCCUCAGCGCUCUUCGGGUGUAAUGCAGCCCUCUCUACUACACAGAUGAAAAUGGAGUAGGUGUUAUUUCCAGCUCCAGAGUGUGGUUUUUUUUUUUU
Molecule: messenger RNA, 1456 nt
Organism: Micropterus salmoides (largemouth bass)
Lineage: Eukaryota; Metazoa; Chordata; Actinopteri; Centrarchiformes; Centrarchidae
Gene: slc7a6os
Product: solute carrier family 7 member 6 opposite strand
Exons: 5
Coding region: 52-1050 (332 amino acids)
Biological process (GO): developmental process
Source: RefSeq, a predicted model, not a curated record